This is a messenger RNA of Pteronotus mesoamericanus, 756 nucleotides long. RefSeq names its product serine/threonine-protein kinase MARK1-like. Gene Ontology annotation, cellular component: cytoplasm. The transcript is spliced from 3 exons. Gene Ontology annotation, molecular function: tau-protein kinase activity; protein serine/threonine kinase activity; ATP binding. Gene Ontology annotation, biological process: protein phosphorylation; microtubule cytoskeleton organization; intracellular signal transduction. Lineage: Eukaryota; Metazoa; Chordata; Mammalia; Chiroptera; Mormoopidae. The coding region runs from base 1 to 756 and encodes 251 amino acids. The record is from RefSeq and is a predicted model, not a curated record.
AUGUCGUACCCGAUGCUCAGGCACCAGGCCCAGGACUGUCCAGACGGCAACCGCAGAGUCAAGGGGUGGAGAUCUCCGAGCGCGCAGCACACCGAGAAGCAGGCGCUCAGGACCCAUCGCCUGCCUAAAAAGCGCUUUACUGGCGAUUACACGCUGCUGCGCACCAUUGGCAAGCGGUCCUUGGCCAAGCUCCACCGCCACGGCCGCAGGAGCGAGGGGGAAGCCCGAGCCAUCUCCCGGCAGCUCGUGUCCGCGGUUCAGCGUUGCCACCAGCAGGGAGUCGUCCACCAGGACCUGAAGCCAGAGAACAUCCUGAUGGAUGGUGACAGGAACGUCAAACUGGCCAACUUCGGCCUUGCUAGGGUGUACACCAAGUCUCAGCUGAGCAGCUACUGUGGCGCCGUGGCUUAUGUGGCCCCAGAGAUCUUGAUGCAUCAAACCUAUGAUGGCACAAAGGUCGACGUCUGGAGCCUGGGGGUAGUUUUAUACAGGAUGCUAGUGGGGGAUUUUCCAUUUGUGGGGGACACCUAUGGGAAAAUGAAGAAGGCGAUACUGAGUGGGAAGGUCUCUUUGCCAUGCUUUCUCUCCAAAGAAGGUAAAAACCUGUUUAAAAUGUUAUUGAUCCUCUACCCCAGGAGAAGACCAACCUUAAGAGACAUAAUGAGUGAUCCGUGGAUCAACAUGGGGCAAGAGCAGGAGCUGAGGCUGUACAGUGAGCCACCAGGUGGCAGCAACAAUGGAGGGCAUGGGAUUUAG